AUAAUCCGUGUUCAGAGAGGAGUUUCAGCAGAAAACAGUUGGCAGAUCGUGAGGCGAUACAGUGACUUUGACUUGCUUAAUAAUAGCUUGCAGAUCUCAACUCUAAGUCUACCUCUUCCUCCAAAAAAAUUGAUUGGAAAUAUGGAACGUGAAUUCAUAGCUGAAAGACAGAAGGGACUCCAGGCUUAUCUUGAUGUAAUUACUAGCCAUCACAUACUGUCUAACUGUGAACUGGUAAAAAAAUUCUUGGACCCAAACAACUAUUCUGUAAACUACACUGAAAUUGCCUUACAGCAUGUUUCAAUGUAACGAUCAGAGCCAAAGUGGGAAGUGGUAGAACCCUUAAAAGAUAUAGGUUGGCGACUACGUAAGAAAUAUUUCUUAAUGAAGAUUAAGAAUCAACCAAAGGAACGGCUAAUGUUAAGCUGGGCUGAUCUUGGCCCUGAUAAAUACUUGUCUGACAAAGACUUACAGUAUGCUGUGAAACUUCUUUCUUCCUGUUCUCAUCCCUAUAUUUACAAAAUCACUUUUGCCACUGCCAAUGAAUCUUCAGCACUGGUUAUUAGACCAUUCAGUGAAAAAGGGACACUAAAGGACCUUAUUUAUAAGGCAAAGCCAAAAGACCCAUUCCUGAAGAAGUAUUGCAAUCCUAAAAAAAUUCAAGGUCUUGAACUUCAGCAAAUAAAAACAUAUGGAAGGCAAAUAUUAGAGGUAUUAAAGUUCUUGCAUGAGAAAGGAUUUCCUUACGGCCAUCUUCACUCUGCCAAUGUGAUGUUGGAUGGGGACACCUGCAAGUUACUGGAUCUAGAAAAUUCUUUGUUGGGACUUCCAUCAUUUUAUCGAUCAUACUUUUCACAGUUUCGGAAAAUUAAUACUUUAGAAGGUGUCGAUGUAUACUGCUUCGGACACUUACUGUAUGAAAUGACAUACGGAAGACCCCCAGAUACAAUUCCAGUAGACAACUUCCCUCCUGCACCGUCAGUGUUUGUUGUGUCUGUGUUGGAAUCCAUUCUGACCUGUGAAGCUAUGAAGAAUGGCAUGCCAACUGUUUCACGGCUCUUACAGAUGCCAUUAUUCAGUGAUGUCCUGCUGACAAACUCCGAGAAACCACACUUUAAGAUUCCCAGUAAACUAAAAGAAGCGUUGAAAACCUCCAAGGAAUGCAUAGAGAAGCGACUGACAGAAGAACAGAAAUUGAUUCACCAGCACCGAAGGCUGACGAGAGCCCAAUCUCAUCAUGGCUCUGAAGAAGAAAAAAAGAAAAGGAAGAUCUUAGCACGAAAAAAGUCAAAGCGUUCUGCCUAUGAAAGUGGGGAAGAACAUUCAGCAAAAUACAGCAACUCAAAUAACUCAGCAGGCUCUGGGGCGAGUUCCCCAUUAACAUCUCCAUCAUCCCCCACUCCGCCCUCUACAGCAGGAGCCUCAUCGAUACCCCCAGCACCGCCACCGCCGCCCCUGCCACCAGCAGCUCCUCCUCCGAGUACAGAGGUGCCAACGCAGCCAAGCCCGCAGCCCGAUGUCAGUGCAAGCCGAGGAGCCUUACUCAGCUCCAUUCAAAACUUUCAGAAAGGAACUCUGAAGAAAACACAGACGCGCGACCACAGCGCUCCCAGGAUCAGCUGAGGCCACUGGUCACACCAGGAUUGAAUUCCCUCUCCCUCUCCUGUGCUGUCUGGGAACAAGACCCUCCUGACCGGCGACUGAUCCACAGCAUCUAGCAGCUAAUCACGCUCUAGCUCCAUUUACCGGUUUCAGCUUUCCUUGAGUAACAGAGUGCGUUGCCCUGCUGAGAUCAGUACUCCAUUCUUCCCUCGGUUUCAAGAACUGUUCUCUAGCUACGCUUUCAGGGGUACAGGAGCUUCUAUAUAGCUGAAUAAAAAUCUGAAAAU
This is a messenger RNA of Apaloderma vittatum (bar-tailed trogon), 1889 nucleotides long. It is a transcript of the gene PXK, whose product is annotated as PX domain containing serine/threonine kinase. Lineage: Eukaryota; Metazoa; Chordata; Aves; Trogoniformes; Trogonidae. Gene Ontology annotation, cellular component: extrinsic component of endosome membrane; late endosome; early endosome. The record is from RefSeq and is a predicted model, not a curated record. Gene Ontology annotation, biological process: early endosome to late endosome transport; protein targeting to lysosome; endosome to lysosome transport. Gene Ontology annotation, molecular function: actin binding; phosphatidylinositol binding; ATP binding.